Schistocerca serialis cubense is the source of this 2094-nucleotide messenger RNA. RefSeq names its product zinc finger protein 235-like. The record is from RefSeq and is a predicted model, not a curated record. Gene Ontology annotation, molecular function: DNA-binding transcription factor activity; RNA polymerase II cis-regulatory region sequence-specific DNA binding. The transcript is spliced from 8 exons. The coding region runs from base 196 to 1605 and encodes 469 amino acids. Lineage: Eukaryota; Metazoa; Arthropoda; Insecta; Orthoptera; Acrididae. Gene Ontology annotation, biological process: regulation of transcription by RNA polymerase II.
GCGGUAUAUUAAAUCAUGCUCAAAAAUGACGCUCGUGUUUCCAUUGACAUCGCGCGAUUUUCGAAAUUAAAAGAAUCGUAUUAGCUGGGCUAUUUCGUUACGAGUUAUACUCGGAAGUUUAAAUAUGGCGGAUAGCGGCUGAAUUGUUUGCGGUGUGCAAAUUACAAUUUCGGCAAAAUUGGUUGUGUUACUAUCAUGUACGAAUAUCCGACAGACAGUACAAUUACGAGUUCAUCGCAGGUGUUCAGUCAAGCAAAUGGAUCUCAUUGCCAAAUACCAAGUGACAUCUUCAUUAAGCAGGAGUACAUUGACUAUUCGUUCUGCGAUGAAUUCCUGCCGUAUUGUGAGCCAUCCAGUUUUGGAGAACGGCUGAGUUCCGUAAAUUCUAAGAUGGGGUCCAAUUUUAAACUGGAGAAUGGAGACAUAACGACCAUCACAAUACCAGAAGAUGAACUUAAUUCCGUGAACGCACAGCUGGAUGCCAUACUGGAAGCGGAGAGGGUGUGCUGUCCAGCACCCCUGCUGGUGCCUAAGAAGGAGCCGGUGUCUGUAGAGUGUGGAGUGACAAACGACACGAAGCCGGAGACUGCAGCAUUGGUUCCACUUAUACCAAAGGAAGAACCAAAUCUUCAAAUACCAGGAGUACCUGUUCAAGACCUAUUUUAUCUCUGGCAGCUGAUGGUUAAUGUUUUUGGCAUUCACAUUUUGAAAGACAAUAUGGCAUUUAAUUACCUUUAUUAUGAAGGAGUCGCCCACACAGGUCCUAAUGAAGUGUGCACUUUAUUGUUUGUCCAGGACAUCAGUGAAAACCGAAGCGGAAUCCAGAACAGAGGCUCGAGUGGCAACCUAGCUGCCGGGCUGUUUCCUACCUCACUGCACCUCCCGGGACCGCAGGCCGACGGCCGACACCGCUGCGUCAGCUGCGAGGCGUCGUUCGAGACGGCGGCGGCACUCGAGGUGCACGCAAAGUCACAUGCCGGUGACCUGCGCUGCGGAGUGUGCGCGCGGCCGUUCCUCCGUGCAGACAAGUUGCGGGCACACGCGCGUGUGCACACCGGUGAGCGGCCGUACCGCUGCGGUGUCUGCGGCAAGUGCUACAAGCAGUUUGACUACCUCAAGAUCCACGCACGCGUGCACACGGGCGAGCGGCCGUACGCGUGCGACUCCUGUCCCAAGACGUUCGCGCGCGCCGAUAAGCUCAAAGUGCACCGCCGCGUGCACACGGGUGAGUGCCCGUACCGCUGCCAGGCAUGCGGACGUGCCUUCAAACGGCUCGACAACCUCAAGUCGCACUCUCGCGUACACACAGGCGAGCGGCCCUUCGGCUGCCGCACCUGCGGUAAGGCUUUCGCGUCCUACGAGAAGCUCAAAGUCCACUCUCGUACGCACACAGGCGAGCGACCUUAUGCCUGUGAGGUAUGCCAGAAGACGUUUGUCAGCUCAGGUAACCUGCACGAACACCGGCGGGUGCACACGGGUCGGAAGCGCUACUCGUGCGGUGUCUGUGGCGACUCGUUCGGCACGGCCGGCCGGUUGAGGGUGCAUUCGCGUUCCCACGUCUACCUAGCCACAGCCGUAGUUGAAGCCGUGCAGGCCCUGGUGUGAGGGACACGGGUUCUUGACGAUGACAGUGUGUUCUGUGCACCUCACAGUCCUACCGGUGCAGCUCGCAGAGUACGAAACCUCGUGGAACACCACAUCACUUACUACGGUUAGUGACUCUGAGUCAAUUCGCACAUCGCUGAGCUUGUCGGAGUGCACAUAAAAUAACUUGGCCCGUACCUGCAUGAAUGGCACUGAGAGAUUUCAUUAGGGCAAACAACCUUUGCACUUUGGGGAUUUGCAGUUUGACCUACAAAUGCACACGUCACAUAAUUCGUAAGCUACUGUCAGUGAACAAUGGUAUUAACAGGUUGUGUCAGUGUCGUUGUGGUUUUCAGUUGGAAACUGGUUUAGUGCAGCUCUCCACAUCUAUCCUGUGUAAACCUCAUCUCUGCAUAUCUACUGCACCCUAAAUCUAGUUGAACAUGCCAACUGUAGUCCAGCAGUCACACUUCCUUCCAUUACCAAAUUGACAAUUCCUUGAUGCCUCAA